UGCUUUCCAAUGCUUCAACACUUGAUAUUAUCUAUUGAAGAAGUGGAAUCAGUUCGUCUGUCACAGAAACGAAUACCUUCACUGAAGACUUUAGAGAUUAGAAACUCUCCAACAUUGAGAGUUGUUGCAGGGUUAAAAAACCUCACCUCCUUGAAUUCUUUAAUUAUAGAAGCAUGCCCUAAUCUUGAGUUCAAGGGGUUACCAGCCACCCUCGAACAAGUGAAGCUCUCCCGUUCUAGUUUGUUUGAGAAGGGGUACAAAGAACAACAGCAUAUGCCAAAUGACUUGAUGAUAGAGGCACACAAUUCCGAUGAUGAAGAUGAAGAGGAAGAGGAAGAGGAAGAGGAAAAACAAGAGGAAGAACAAGAGGAGAUGGAUGUCAAUGAUGAAGAGGAAGAGGAAGAACAAGAGGAGAUGUAUGUCAAUGAUGAAGAGGAAGAGGAGAUGGAUGGAGAGGAUGAUGACAACAAUGAUAAUGGUAGCAACAUAGAAGAAGGAUGAUUCAUAACAUUGAGG
Zingiber officinale is the source of this 516-nucleotide messenger RNA. RefSeq names its product acidic leucine-rich nuclear phosphoprotein 32 family member A-like. The coding region runs from base 10 to 501 and encodes 163 amino acids. The record is from RefSeq and is a predicted model, not a curated record. The transcript has 2 exons. NCBI's taxonomy places the organism in Eukaryota, Viridiplantae, Streptophyta, Magnoliopsida, Zingiberales, Zingiberaceae.